Rhizophagus irregularis DAOM 181602=DAOM 197198 is the source of this 720-nucleotide messenger RNA. RefSeq lists its product as uncharacterized. Gene Ontology annotation, molecular function: ATP binding; protein serine/threonine kinase activity. The record is from RefSeq and is a predicted model, not a curated record. Gene Ontology annotation, biological process: protein phosphorylation. Lineage: Eukaryota; Fungi; Glomeromycota; Glomeromycetes; Glomerales; Glomeraceae.
AUGGGACAUCAGAUCGUGUAUAAAUUUUUUUAUCAUGCACAUAAAAAAAACUGCGCAUGGGUGCAUUAUAAGCAUGACGUUACGACAAAAGAAUACUUACUUGUUAUGCAAUAUGCUAAUGGUGGUGACCUUCGAAAUUAUCUUAAAGAUAAUUUUAAAAAACUAACUUGGGAAGAUAAAAAAAGAUUGGCAUUUCAAAUUGCAGAUGGAUUAAAUUACUUACAUAAUGAAAAUGUUUUACAUAGAGACCUGCAUUCUAAAAAUAUAGUUAUCCAUGAAAAUAAUGCCAAAAUAAUAGAUUUUGGUAUUUCGAAGAUUCAAAAUCAAAGUUCGGCUUAUAUAGGCAAUUUUGGUAAUAUAGCUUAUGUAGAACCUAAAAGAAUUUUAGAUUCUAAAUUUCCAUAUACAAAAUCUUCAGAUAUUUAUAGCUUUGGUGUAUUAAUGUGGGAAAUUUCUAGUGGAUGUCCUCCAUUUGAAGAUUGUCUUACAGAAAAUGAAAAGGUUGCACUGAUUUGUGCUGGAAAACGUGAAAUCCCAAUUCCCGAGACACCUAAAGAAUAUGAAGAACUUUACAUAAAAUGUUGGGAUCAAGAACCUAAACAAAGACCAAUUAUUUAUACUAAUAAUAAUAAUAAUAAUCUUUUAAAUUAUUGUUACGGACGCAUAGAAAAUAUCUUUUUUAUGUAUUUUAUUAUAUACAUUAAUAAAAUUGUCGUUUAA